Molecule: messenger RNA, 2547 nt
Organism: Venustampulla echinocandica
Lineage: Eukaryota; Fungi; Ascomycota; Leotiomycetes; Helotiales; Pleuroascaceae
Exons: 9
Coding region: 1-2547 (848 amino acids)
Source: RefSeq, a predicted model, not a curated record
AUGUAUGCGCAUGAACUGCCCGCUUAUAGACCAAGCAGAAGGGGUGGCGCCAGAACAAGGCGAAAUCGCCGCGAUUCUAUUCAACCUUCAUAUUCCCUGUCGGAAGUAUCGGUAGACCAAGUACACCCGCAUCAGGUUGCGAUCGAGAACUUCAUCGAGCCGGGCGCUGGCCUGAUAGAACUUCCAGAACUCUUACAGGACAGCGAUUACAUAUUCGACAGUCUGUUCUUACCGGGUACAGCAAAUUUAUCGGGGAUCACUGUAUCCACUCCUAUGGUGAGAACGUAUGAGUCUGAUUACGCAAUGUAUGUCCUUUCGUCUCAUCGACCAACAUCUUCUGACUCUGAUAGACUCGAGGCAUACUAUGUCUACAUACAUCCAUUCUUUCCUAUCCUUCCACCCCCGGUCCUCACACCUCUGGACCUUCCAGUAAAUCUCCGCAAAGAUGGCAUCCCCAAGUAUGAGCCAUCCAGUGCAGUUGGUCUUGCCAUAGCUGCCGUGCUUGCAUUGAUCCCUUGUGCCGAUGAUUUCAACUAUCAGACGCAAGAGUCCCUUUUGUUCAGACGCAACUAUGCGCACUACCUCGCUCACUCUGCACUUGAAAGUCUUGAAAGCGAAAAGGACAUCCCUGAAUUCAUAAACCCAUCUACCGCUCUUGCGGAACCCAGAGACGAACUUGAAACGCACCGAUUUCAUCAAGAGGUGCCCCAGGAAUUAGAGGAAAUUAUCACGCUUGAUAUCCUUAGCUUCUAUGAGUAUGCACAGCGUGGUAAUCUCAAGAAGAUGCAGUCGAGGGCAGGGCAGGCUUUGGUGUCGGCAAUAGCUUUGUCGCUCCACGAAUGUUCGGAGGAAGAUCCCGACUCAGAAGCGAAAGCUCGAGUGUGGUGGAUGACGUACAUCUGCAUGACCCAAGCAAGCAUUGUUAGCAAUUCGGCGCCGACAUCUUCAGCUCUACCCCAGCGUUCCGUUACAAAGUAUCCUUUCGUUCAAGCUGAUCCCGAGGCAUUUGAGUUGUUCAUCCAGGCUCAGCAGAUCCUCUUGACUUGUACGCAAUUCGCGGCCGAGCUUGUCAAGACGGCCAAAGCAAACGACGACAUGUUCAGUGUCUGCGAAAGGAUGAAAGCGCUCGAGCAGCACGUCGAGGGCGUGAACAGAGUAGCAGAUACUUGGAUCUUACAAGGCUCGCCCACGUCGCCACUGGAACGCACCGAAGAAGUUGUUUCUCGUGCUCUAAGAUGCAUGGCUCGCAUUAAACUCAAUAGAUACUGUGCGUUUUACGACAAACCCGUAUUUGUGGGUAAAUUUUGUGAUCUGGACUCGAAAUCACCCACCAGUUCCGCCCCUUCCUUGAGUAGUUACGAACUUGACAGCCCAAGUCCGUUGAAGGGCUUGCCAUCAGUUCUCGUGCCUGGCGCGAUUGAUCUUCUCCCGUUUACUAGGCAUCAAUCCACGAAAAUCUGUCUCAAAGCUGCCCUCAACGUCGCUCAGACCUUUAACGACCUCCCAUUUCCAAAUCCGACUGGCGAAUUUUGUAUACCACCAUGCUAUCUCAUGCCUGCUUCUACUCUCGCCGCUCCUCGGUUGAUGCCAUCCUUGGCAUGUUGUGCCAUGCAGUGUACAUACACUCUGGCCAUGGUGCACAGCAGGGUGGACUCAAUUUUCUCGGAGAACGGAGCAGCGAAUCCGGUGGCUGAAAACCUGCUCAUGCGUCUGCGAAUGGGCUUGACGUCCGUUUCAACAAUAUUUGAGAACUAUGCCACGGCGUUUGAAGCUUUGAGCGGGCUGCGAGGUACACCAAGUCCGCGGCAUAUUUUGAGCUUUCCCACAGAAUCCCAGCAUUCGGAAUUCCGAGCUGUCGCCGUUGCCCGUCCCUUUUGGGCGGUGGAGAUAAACCCAGCCCCCCGUUAUACUGUCACCCGAGUAAUACGCCUCGCGGCGUCGCAGUAUGGCCGCAUCCAAGUUCGAUAUGUGAGCAGCAGGUUCGCGAUGUCUACAACACCUAUCAAAUCAAGACCAUUGCGUCUCGCUAGACCGUUGACUACUUUUGCGCUUCCGCUUCCGCUUGCCGGAACUAGCGUCCUCGCGGCCGGUGUGCCCCUCUGUUCUUCUUCGUUACGGGCCGACGACGUUUGCCUAUCCCAUCAAAUUCGAGACCUUCGUGAUCCGACGCUGGCCAGGUUUCGUCUAUCAGAUAUCCGAAAGCACGAUGGCAAAUCAGGCGGUCCGUGGGCCACACGUGGAGACACAGCCUAUGUCGUCACAGAUUGGGUCGCCGCUCGUCCUGGCGGCGAAGUGAUACUAGAGGCUGCUGGCGGUAGCAUCGACCCGUACUCCGACAUCUUCACCAUCCACAAAACGGCAUAUAUCUACGAAAUACUCGAUCAGUAUAGAAUUGGGUCUGUACACUCUGACGGUCUUGUCGAUAGCAAACCGGCUGUACAGGAGAUCGAGGACACUUUUCAACAUGAUCCGCCGCGCGGUUCAAGGCUCCGUACCAUCGCUGCGAAGCCAUGCAAUGCCGAGAGCUCGGCUGACGUUGUCGAGUAG